Messenger RNA from Morone saxatilis (striped sea-bass), 1105 nucleotides. RefSeq lists its product as uncharacterized. Gene Ontology annotation, cellular component: ribonuclease MRP complex. The record is from RefSeq and is a predicted model, not a curated record. The transcript has a single exon. Gene Ontology annotation, biological process: tRNA 5'-leader removal. Gene Ontology annotation, molecular function: RNA binding. NCBI's taxonomy places the organism in Eukaryota, Metazoa, Chordata, Actinopteri, Moronidae. Bases 98 to 931 code for a protein of 277 amino acids.
GUGCCACAUACAUAGGAAAAUUAUGUUUAGCGGUUUUCCAUGUGGGGAAAGAGUGUGUCUGGACUGACAUUGCAGUGGAGCAUUCAGGACAGAAGAAAUGUUCACAGGGUGUGGAGUGGUCAGCGGCCAGAACCAGUACCUUACCAGAGCCGCUGUCAGGCCCCACCCAGGACUAGAGGUGAACAGACCGAUACAAAUGGAGAAUGGGGUAACCCCAGGGACCUGCUCUGUCUACCAAGAUCAAACUUACAGCAAUGUUGGCCAGCCAGUAGUGGUGAACAAUGUUUCCAGCCCACUGAAGCCAACGCCGCUACCAGUCCCUCCCCCUGCACUCAAACUAGGGCAGGAAGGGUUCAAGAAAGUCUGCCGAACUGAGGAGGACAGCCCCUGUCCCUUUCCAGGACUGGCCUCUGGAGUGCUGGAGAUGCGCGUGAAGGAGGGAAGUAAGAUCCGCAACUUAAUGGGAUUUGCCAUGGCACGGAUGCAGGGAGAGAAGGGUGUAAGUGGGGGAGGUGUGAGUGGUGGGCUCAGGCAGGUGGUCUUCACCGGGUCAGGCCGUGCGGUCACAAAGACCAUCACCUGUGCUGAAAUCAUGAAACGAAAAGUGGGCUCUCUGCACCAGCUGACCAAACUGCGCUACAAGGUGGUGAAAGAGGUGUGGGAGAAUACUGAAGGGGGGACAUCUGAGAUGACGGUGCACAGGACUGUGCCCUCCAUCAGCAUCCUUCUUUCCAAAGACCCACUAGAUCCCCAGGAACCAGGCUAUCAGCCUCCAGAGAUUCUCAGUGCAUUGUGGGAGGAGAGAGAGGGUCUUGAAUCUUCCUCGCAGACAGCAUGCAAGAGACCUCUUGGACCUUUGCCAUACAGCAGUUUCCCUCACUGUAAGAGAGUGUGUUUGGGAGAGGGAGUCUCAGUCCACCCUCCUCACUGACUGGCUGAACCGGUGUCGAACAGUGGAGAGGAUUGAAUCAGAGGAGUUCAUUUGGCGCUGCCCUCCACUCAAGCACAAUGCUGAGACAAUCAGAACAUUCACUCAGACAGAACAGUGCUUUCUCAGAAGAACUGAGUACCAAUUCCAGCCUCCAGAGGUCAGUUUGACUGGGAC